ACCUUGUGUGCAGGGCACACGAGCAACACUAGCAUCCCUCUUGUUUAUGUACUAUUUUUAAGCUAUAAUGUAUUAAAUAAAUGUGACGACGACAUUGAAAACAUUACAUUCUUACAUUUUAAAGCAGACUUUCAGUAGUAUCUUCUAACAAGUGCUGGAGAUGAAGGAUAAGAUGGCCGUUCCUCUGUUCGCCCUGUUGGCAGUGUGUGUGGACGUGAGUGCCGUGAUGUUCAUUGGUGCCAUCCAGCUCUCCCCGUCCUUCAUCAACAACACCUUCAUCCUGCCGUGGGCCGGUGGACUGCUCCGAACAUGUCUCCUCCUCUUCGUCUCCUUCACCUACCCUGGCAGCCCAGCGUGGAUGAGAGGAUUCGAGGGGGUGCAGACAGCUGUAGUUCAUGGUCUCGUCUAUCCAGUGUAUAUCUCCUUCCUCUGGGCUUGUGACCGGCCUAUAGUGGAGCUGGUGUGGGGUUGGCACACCUGUCAAGGGCUCCUGCAGGGUUAUGCGGUGCUGGCUUUGUCUCUGUUGCUGUGGAAACGACAUGUUCCCACUCUCCUCCCGACGGCCAAAAAGGAGAAAACAGAGCAGAAGGCUUCGCUGCAAAGGCUGCUGGGAUACAUGAAGCCUUUCAGUGGACGUUUUGCAGCCGUCUUUUUCUUUGUGGUUAUUUCUUCAUUAGGUAAAAAUAUGUGUUGGGUCAUACAUAUAAAUGCACAUUUUCUGUUUAAUCUGGCAUUAAAAAAUAAAUGCAUGAAUGUUUUCUGCAGCGCUGUGUGUGAGUUUGUGUGUGACCUCAUCUACAACAUCACCAUGAGCCGAAUACACACGUCCAUCCAAGGACUCGUCUUCCAGUCUGUGCUGAAGCAGGAUAUUGCGUUCUUCGAUAAAUCUUCCACAGGGGACAUUGUAUCUCGCAUCACCACCGACACCAACACCAUGAGUGAGUCUCUGAGUGAGAAGUUGAGUCUGCUCAUGUGGUACUUCAUGCGUGUCGUCUUCCUGUUGGGCUCCAUGGUGCUGCUCUCCCGCACGCUGACCUUCUUCACCGUACUCGGCCUCCCCAUCAUCUGGAUCAUCCCAGAAUUUUCUGGCCAGUUUUACCAGAAACUUUCUAAACAAGUGCAAGAAUCUCUCGCCAAGGCCAAUGAUGUUGCCACGGAAACCUUCUCUUCCAUGAAGACAGUGAGGAGCUUUGCAAAUGAGGACGGAGAGACAGAGAGGUACAGGAAGUGCUUAGAGGACACGUAUGCCCUGAACAAAGUGGAAGCCGCUGCUUACGCUGCCUCAACUUGGACCAAUAGUAUGUCGAGUCUGGCUUUGAAAGUCAGUAUACUGUACUAUGGAGGGCGGCUUGUGACAGGAAGUGAUGUCAGUAGUGGUGAUCUGGUGUCCUUUGUGCUAUAUGAGCUUCAGUUCACAUCAGCUGUGGAGGUACUGAUGUCAUACUGGCCGGAUGUAAAGAAGGCAGUCGGUGCUUCAGAGAAAAUCUUUGAAUAUGUGGACCGAAAGCCUGAUAUUCCUCCAAAUGGAUCCCUCGCUCCUCAAACUCUGAAAGGACAUGUGCAGUUCAAAAAGAUCACCUUUGCUUAUCCAAAGCGACCGGACACAGAUGUGCUGAAGAACGUUUCUCUUGAGCUGAAGCCGGGCCAGAUCACGGCUCUGGUGGGUCCAUCAGGUUCUGGAAAAAGCACUAUUGUGAGUUUGCUGGAGAGAUUUUAUCAGCCUCAAAGUGGGAAGAUUUUACUGGACCAGACGCCACUGCUGGAGUACAAGGACCAAUAUCUACAUGAGAAGAUUAGUGUGGUGUCACAGGAGCCAGUUCUGUUUGCUCGGUCAGUGCAGGAAAACAUCAAAUAUGGCAAAGAAAAUGCCUCGGAUGAAGAAAUGAGCGCUGCUGCCAAGCUGGCCAAUGCAGAUGACUUUAUUUUGAAUUUGCCUAAAGGAUAUGACACGGAUGCUGGAGAGAAGGGCGGUCAGGUCUCCGGAGGUCAGAAGCAGCGUAUCGCCAUCGCCAGAGCUCUGAUUCAGAAACCCCAGAUUCUAGUGCUUGAUGAUGCUACCAGCUCACUGGACACCGAGAGUGAACACAGGGUGUACAGCGCUCUGCGGAAGGAGCUGAAGAACUGUACGGUGCUGCUCAUCACUCACAGACUGAGCGGCGUGGAAAACGCAGAUCACAUCAUCUUCCUCCGAGAAGGGGAAGUGGCUGAGGAGGGGAACCAUGAACAACUGCUAGCCAAACAUGGAUUUUAUGAAGAGUUUGUGAAUCAACAGAAUACUUCAAUCCAUCGCAACACAGGAGACGUUACAAACUCCAGCCAAUGAUUUAGAGCAGCUGCUCUACAAUUAAUCUGUGCUUUCAUGUAAUACCAGCACAAAUCUAUGGAAGCCAGCACAAAUAUUUAUGAAAAAAAAAAAAAAAAGGAAAUUUUUAUCUCACAAUUUUGACUUUUUUU
Sinocyclocheilus grahami is the source of this 2454-nucleotide messenger RNA. Its product is annotated as antigen peptide transporter 1-like. The transcript is spliced from 12 exons. Gene Ontology annotation, biological process: transmembrane transport. Gene Ontology annotation, cellular component: membrane. The record is from RefSeq and is a predicted model, not a curated record. Gene Ontology annotation, molecular function: ATP hydrolysis activity; ABC-type oligopeptide transporter activity; ATP binding. Bases 161 to 2323 code for a protein of 720 amino acids. Lineage: Eukaryota; Metazoa; Chordata; Actinopteri; Cypriniformes; Cyprinidae.